Messenger RNA from Adineta ricciae, 2127 nucleotides. NCBI's taxonomy places the organism in Eukaryota, Metazoa, Rotifera, Eurotatoria, Adinetida, Adinetidae. The record is from the annotation of a GenBank genome assembly.
AUGCGUAUUGUUGUUACACGUCAUAUCAUUGCUAUCGUUGGAUUAAUUCUCUUAAUCAACAUCGCGUUUGUUAAACUGGAUAGUACUAAAUUCACUAACGAAUUCGUUUUACAUGUGAAUGAUGGCGAACAGGCGGCACGAUUACUAGCAGAGAAAUACCAAUUACAAUUCGAACGACAAGCUAUACCAAAUGAGAAUUACUUCGUAUUCCGUCAAGCAAUCAAUAGCCGAAGACGAAAGCGUUCAGCGAAUGGAUCAGAUCGCGAACUUGUUAGAGAACUCCAAAGCGAUCCAUUGAUUGAUUGGGCUGAACAACAGCAAGUGAAAAAACGAGUCAAACGGAAUGUGAUGUAUUAUCAACGAAUGAAGUCAUUUCUUUCAUCGACAUUCAAUGAUCCUGAAUGGGAUAAACAAUGGUAUAUGCAUGAUGAGAAUGAACAUGGUCGUGCAAUGAACAUAUCUGGCGCCUGGCGUCUUGGUUUUACUGGUAAAGAUGUUGUCGUAACCAUCCUUGACGAUGGCAUAGAGAAAGAUCAUCCCGAUUUGAUUCAAAACUAUGAACCGCAAGCAAGUACCGAUAUCAAUGGUUAUGACAAUGAUCCUCAACCACGUUACGAUCCAACCAAUGAAAACAAGCACGGAACGAGAUGUGCUGGGGAAGUUGCUGCGGCAGCAAAUAAUAAUAUUUGUAGCGUUGGGGUGGCUUAUAAUGCACGAAUUGGAGGCAUUCGUCUCUUGGACGGCGAGGUGACCGAUUUAGUCGAAUCGAUGGCAUUGAGUUUUCGGCCAGAUUUUAUCGAUAUUUAUUCUGCUAGUUGGGGUCCGGACGAUGACGGAAAAACAGUUGAUGGACCAGCUACAUUAGCUCAGGCAGCAUUCGAAAACGGCAUCAAAUAUGGUCGGCAAGGUCUUGGUUCAAUUUAUGUAUGGGCAUCAGGAAACGGCGGAAAAGACGACGAUAAUUGCAAUUGUGAUGGCUAUACGAAUUCAAUUUAUACAGUAUCUAUUUCGAGUGCAACGGAAAAUGGCAAUAUACCUUGGUAUUCCGAAGCAUGCUCCUCCACGUUGGCUACAACUUAUAGUAGCGGAGCGUCGGAUGAAAAACAAGUCGUCUCAACAGAUCUGCGGAGUCAAUGUACAGAAAAUCAUACAGGAACAUCGGCAUCGGCACCAUUAGCAGCCGGAAUGAUUGCUCUAGCACUUGAAGCUAAUCGUAAUUUAACUUGGCGAGAUGUUCAGCAUUUAAUUGUAGAAACAGCUAAACCAAGAUACUUAAAUGCACUAGACUGGAAAACGAAUGGAGUCGGCCGACGUGUUAGCCAUGCAUUUGGUUUUGGAAUGAUGGAUGCUGCUCAGUUCGUCUUGAAAGCACAAAAGUGGCAAACAGUUCCAUCUCAACAUAUAUGCCAUCAAACUGAUCCAAAUAUUGUUGCCAAAACAUUCAAAAAACAUGAACGGGUUGUUAUCCAGAUGUACACCGAUGGUUGUCUGAAUACAGAAAAUGAAAUUAACUUCCUUGAACAUGUCCAAUCGAAACUCUCUGUUAGAGUGAAAUAUCGAGGAAACUUGCAAAUCUUUUUAACUUCACCCAUGGGUACAAAUUCCACAUUACUAGGUCGACGAGUUGAAGAUGACUCGGCUGAUGGAUUCAAUAGUUGGCCGUUCAUGACUGUACAUAAUUGGGGAGAAUCACCUCGUGGUGUGUGGACAUUAGAAAUAGUUGACGUAGAAAACAAUGUUAUUUUUCUCAAUUGGUCCUUGAUUUUCUAUGGUACUCAAAGUAAUCCCUCACAUAAAUUAGCAACUUCUACUCCAUCGAAAGUUGUCGCCGCGAAUGUUCACCUUCAUCCAUCCGAUGAACUCAAUACGAACAUCGCUCGUUCACGUUCUGCCAACCAUCAUAACUCUUUUCACACUCGUCAUCGAGAGAAAAACCGUAAAAAUAAACAACAAAAUCACUAUUAUAUCAAACAUCAUUAUUACCCGUAUGAACCUAUUUCUUCGUCCUCUGCAACUUCCUACUAUACUGAUGAUCAAUAUCAACUCGAUAUGUCGAAGUCACAUCGAACACAACCGUAUUUGACAUUAAUUCUACUGAUCGCCGUUCUUAUUUGGCAUUCUGUUUAG